Molecule: messenger RNA, 4091 nt
Organism: Enhydra lutris kenyoni (northern sea otter)
Lineage: Eukaryota; Metazoa; Chordata; Mammalia; Carnivora; Mustelidae
Product: RAB33A, member RAS oncogene family
Exons: 2
Coding region: 146-859 (237 amino acids)
Biological process (GO): Rab protein signal transduction
Cellular component (GO): endosome; Golgi apparatus
Molecular function (GO): GTPase activity; GTP binding
Source: RefSeq, a predicted model, not a curated record
GCACGCACACACGCGCGGACAUACACUCACAGACACGCACACACACACACGCACAAAGCUCGCUCGCCUCGAGCGCACUAACGUGGCCGUUUUCUUUGUGUGGAGCCCUCGAGGGGGGUUGGGGCCCGGGUCCGGUCCGGGGGAGAUGGCGCAGCCCAUCCUGGGCCAUGGGAGCCUGCAGCCCGCCUCGGCCACUGGCCUGGCGUCCCUGGAGCUCGACUCGUCGCUGGACCAGUACGUGCAAAUUCGCAUCUUCAAAAUCAUCGUGAUUGGGGACUCCAACGUGGGCAAGACCUGCCUGACCUUCCGUUUCUGCGGGGGGACCUUCCCAGACAAGACUGAGGCCACCAUUGGCGUGGACUUCAGGGAGAAGACAGUGGAAAUCGAGGGCGAGAAGAUCAAGGUUCAGGUGUGGGACACAGCAGGUCAGGAACGCUUCCGCAAAAGCAUGGUCGAGCAUUACUACCGCAAUGUGCAUGCAGUGGUCUUCGUCUAUGACGUCACCAAGAUGACAUCCUUCACCAACCUCAAGAUGUGGAUCCAAGAAUGCAAUGGGCAUGCUGUGCCCCCACUAGUCCCCAAAGUGCUUGUGGGCAACAAGUGUGACUUGAGGGAACAGAUCCAGGUGCCCUCCAACUUAGCCCUGAAAUUUGCCGAUGCCCACAACAUGCUCUUGUUUGAGACUUCGGCCAAGGACCCCAAAGAGAGCCAGAACGUGGAGUCAAUUUUCAUGUGCCUGGCUUGCCGAUUAAAGGCUCAGAAAUCCCUGCUCUAUCGUGAUGCUGAGAGGCAGCAGGGGAAGGUGCAGAAACUGGAGUUCCCACAGGAAGCUAACAGUAAGACUUCCUGUCCCUGUUGAAACCAAAUGGUGUAAAUACAAGAUCCAUUAUUACUGGAGUUUUUUCUUUCCCUUUUUUUCCGUGCCCGCCUAACGCUGACACCUGCUUGUUUCCAUACAAAUUGAUAUUAAAAUAAAAUUUGUAUAGAUUAUCACAUGCCUUCAUGUCUUGCUUUCCUCCAGGAAGACAUUUCUGACUGUGCUGAGUAGAAGAGCAGCCCGCCCUCCUAGAGCGGUACACUUGGCCAAGGCACACUCCCUACCAGCCUUCUAUGCCACCUGAAUCAUUUGAGUCACUUCUUCAGGACUAAUUCGCUCUGUCACUCAGUGUUAUCAGUGGGCAAAAACACCCAGAGGGGGUGGGAUACAGGCCAGAUAUGUUUUUCUAUGGUGCCCAUGGAAGUGGAGGAUAGAGAAGUCUUGAAAGGAGAUGUUGACUCAUAAAUAUUUCCUAGGUUGCCUGGAUGUCAAGAGUAGGUGGCUCUCUCCUUAUCUCCCAAAGCUUAAAAAUAAAAAGUAUAGAUUUCCCAAGGGGCUCAGUUGCUUCCAAAGUAGUUAAAUCCUGCUUCCCAUAUUUUACCACACAGUCUCUGACACCCGGAGUGGUAUUUCUUGAAGAGGGCAGGGCUCAAGCCAACAAUCUGUUAUGUCCCCAGAUCCGUGCUGGGUGCUAUGGAGGAAACAGCAAGAAAAGGAUUUGUCCCCUAUGUUCAAAAACCCUCUGAUCUUGUGGGAAAAGACACGAACUACUUGUGAACAAAAAUUAGACAAUGACCUCACCAAAUUCAAGUCUGUGCUCUGGGAAUUGAGAGCGUUAUGUACUCAACAUUAGGAAGGAGUCACUGAAAAAUAACUGACCUUAUUUUGUAUAUUGAGUAAAAUGUUACAUUUGGAUUGGUAAAGAGGAGGGGACUGGGACAAAGUGGCUUUGGGGGUUGAGUGAAAGAACAAGAGCUGAGCAGCCGUAGUGGGGAGCUAAGGAUGAGGAAGCCUACACAAGAUGCAGGACAGUUUGUUGCUCUUUGAGUCACUGGGAGUUUUUGGUGGCUUUCCAGCAGGAGUCCUGUAGGUUAUUUCGAAAAUGUCUGGUCCUAUGGAUGUGAAAGCCCCUUGUCCAAUUGUUAAAGCAACUAAGAGUGGCUAUGAAGGCAUAGCUACCAUAGCCCCAGGUAGACUUCGCUGUUUCAGGGGUGCUCCGUAAGGCUCCUCUCUUGUCAGAAGCCCACAGAAAGAGGGUCCCAGGCUGACAGCCCCCAAGCACUUUCCUCUGGUAGGUGAAUUCAGAUCUGUCUCCCGUCCUCCUCCCCGUCAGCCCAGUGAAAGUUCAUACAUACCAGAUGCGCUUCCCACCCAAACAAGUAGCCUGCCUGGUCUUGCCUAGUUGUCCCUACAAUGCUCUUCCUCCAGAGGUGGCUAACUCCCCACCCCAUCUCCAUCCCAGUCCCCACCUGGCCUCAGGCUAAGCCCCCAGUCUGGUUUUCAUCACUUGGCUUCUGCCUGGAUCCAUCUUUGGAGCCUGCCUUGUACCCUGGUUAGGGCUGUGUUUUCUUACUAGUUGUCCCUACCCAAUGCCCUACCCUGAAAUCUCACCCAACGGGCUGGGAUCCUGUUGUCUGUUGGUGAACUGCCUGCCGAAAACCCUGUUGCUAUGCUUCUCCCCAACAGAACCUUGGGUCUUGUCUCAGACUUCAGAUACUGGCUCCUUACCCAGGACCGCUCUUGUGGUGUCUUUUUGGCUCCUGACUUGGCUGCAGGGCCGGGCCAUCUUUCAGUGGCCGCAGGUACACCUGUCCAUUCUAGUGGGUUGACAUUUCAGUCCGGGUCCUGACCUGUGUUGGUCAAGGACCUUCUUUGCUGUAACAGGGACAAAUAACAUUCCGAGUCCUCUAACCAGGAUUGCCUCUUCUAGACCUGAAUUGCCUCUGACACCUUUUAGGCAUUCAACAAACAUGUAUUGAGCAUCUACUAUAAGCCAGUGUGCUAAGCCCUUGGGAUAUGUAGAUGAACAAUAUAAAAUCCUGCUCUCAUAAAGGAGGUAGAUACUAAAAAAGAAAUGAGAUCCACAAUGAGAGAAUUUGAGAGUAAUAAGGAGUCUGAGGGCCAUAAAAUAGGGUAAAUGGAAAGGAAGUGAGGAAGUGGGUGGGAGGGCAAUGUAUUAGACAAAGUGAACACAAAAGAUACCUUUGAAGUGAUAAUGUUUGAGCUGAGACCCAAAUGAAGAAAAGCAACCAGGAAUGAGGUCAGAAAGAGAACCCUAAGCGGAGGAAAGAGCAAAUGCCAAGGCCCUGAGGCAGAAGUGAGGUUGGCAUGUUUGAGGAACAGCAAAGAGUCUAGUGUGAGCAAGGGGGGAAAUAUGGGAGGAGAGGUUGAGAAGUAGGUAAGGCCGGAUCUAUUGGCUGGGAUUUUAUUUAAGUGCAGUGGGAAGCCAGUGGAAAGUUUUAGCAUAAUCUAGACCCAAUAACCUUUGCAAAGAUUCAGCAGGCUUGCUGACCAGCAAGAAAGAGGGAAAAGGCUCUACUUUUCUGGGCUCCUCUGAGAGGAAUAGACACCCUUCGUCUGUAACUCCUGACUGUGCACCUCAGGGCUGUCGUUUCCAUGCUGGCUGGCCCCCAUCUUAAAAAACCAGACUCUGAACUUUCCCGAGACUAUCAUCUUUUGGUCCUGCCAAGGCUCUGGUAAUUUUGCUGUGACUAGGAGGCACUCACCGAUCCUACCUGGCUCUGUCCUCUGAGCCUCACCUACGUGAUCCUGCCCUUUCCUGCAGUAAUGACUGUGCUCUCCCCCAGGUACCUGGGAACAGAGAAUCCUGAGAAUCUCUAGGCUUCACCCAGUCUCUUAGCCCUAGAAUUUUCUGCUGGCAUCAGCAGGGUGCACAAUGGUGCUCAGGCCUCCAUCAGAUUGAGCAAAAGGAUUUGGGAAUGGGCUGUUCCCAGAAUGCAACCAGAGGGAGGGGACUCAGGAGGCCAGAGAACCAUGACACCCUUGUUGUCGUGAGGGUGAUGAGAAGCAGAAAAAAUCAAGUGAAGUGAGGUACUUCCAGGCCUCGCAUUCAGCCUCAUUAUGUCUCUGGAAUGAUCCAUGACGGCCAGGAUGUCUCCUGUACAGCUCUUCUUUACUUUUCGGAGCUAUGCCCUUGAGUCUUCACCUGUGUAACAGAGACAGGACCCAGAGUAAUAACGACCAACAUUUGAAUGCCUAUUGUAUGCUGGGCCCUGUGCUAAAACACUACGUUCCUUCACUAGCUCAUUUAAUG